CAAGUCAGGCAUUAUAGUCAAGAAUUCGGACGAAUUACUCGUAAACAGCUGAUUAAGUGGAAGGAUAUUUGUAAUUUAUAUAUAUUUAAUCCCACGUCUCCGUUAUUAAUGUUAAUGGUAUUUGUGUGCAAGCUAUGAAACUGAAGGACAGUGAGAUGGAUGAGCAUCUGCGUCAGCCAUAUGAGGGCCAGUUGAUAAAAUUUACCAAUGUUGUCAAGGGUUGGCAGGCACGCUGGUUUAUUCUUAAUCCUGAAGUUGGAACAUUGGAAUAUUAUUUGAGUGAAAGCGACAAACAUGAAAGAGCUCGUGGCAGCAUCCAGUUGGCAGGAGCUGUUAUUUCUCCAAGUGAUGAAGAUUCAUAUACCUUCACUGUAUCUCCAGCUGCAGGGGAAUCUUACAAGUUACGAGCCACUGACACGAGGGACCGGCAGAUGUGGCUCAAUCGACUACGAGUUGUAGCCGAGAUGCAUACACGGGCUAUUGCUCAUAAUCAUCCGCCACUGGCUCCUCGAGAGCACCGUACACCAGGGAGUAAUAAUAGCAGCAGUACACACCAAGUUACUUCACCCCCAUCCAUGGGACUAGCUGUCUUGGAUGCCUUCACGCAGGUUGCUGAGGUGUUGGAGGAAGCUCGCAGACAGCACUCUGCACUUGUAACCGCCAUUGAAGACAUGCCUUCUUAUGGUACUGGAAUGAGAUGUACAGAGCCUAACCUUUUGCUGUUGAAAGCCACAAGUCAAGCCACGCUGUUGUGUCUCGAUCAAUGUCUUGGUGUGUUGCGGACACAGCACAUGUCUGCUCCACACCAUCAGGCAUCUCCAGUCACCAGUGUCAAGGUGGGGAGCCUUGGGGGUCGCUGCUCCCCUCGAUGCUCCCCCCUCUUGGGACGUUCGCCACGUUUACACCGACUCACUGCUUCAGAUGCCUCCUCUGCCUUCCUUCAACGACGACGUUCAUCUCCUACUCCUACUCGCCUUGGAUCUCCAUCUUUGCGGUCAUCAUCUCCCUCUCAGAGAGCACGAACUGCUCCACACUCUCCAACCCCAGGCACAGCACAUGGUAUCAGUGGAACUCCAUCCAGCCUUACUGGCCAAUCAUCAUUACCUCUGUCUUGCUCUGUAUUAGCUGAUGCCCAAGGAACUGUCAAUUCUCGCUCUUCAUCUGUUGCAUCAGUUACACCCACGUCUUCUCCUACGCCACCUCCAAUUCAGUCAUCAAGAGCAGGUAGGAAAAUUGGAGAUGCUAAGACCUCAGAGGAACGUAUACAGCAAGUAGUCAAGUGGUACUUGACUAGUAUUCAUGUUGGCCGAAAUGGGUCUGUGGCCAAGAAACCAUACAAUCCGAUCAUUGGAGAAGUAUUUCACUGUAGUUGGCGUAUUCCUCGGGACUUUAAUUCCAAAUCGCAAGAAGCUACUGAAACUUCUGAAGGUAAAACAGCUGAGGGGAAGAAGGGCUCCUUCAUCACUAUCAAGUUCUCUGCUGAGCAGGUCUCUCACCAUCCUCCAGUGUCGGCAUUCUACUUCGAAUGUCCUGAGAAACAGCUUAGUAUUAAUGCCCACAUCUGGACCAAAUCAAAAUUCAUGGGCAUGUCCAUUGGUGUAAACCUGGUUGGGGACAUAACGCUUGUAAUAGGGGGCGUUCGAGAGAGCUACAGCUUGGCCAUGCCCUCUGCAUAUGCUCGUAGCAUUCUUACGGAGCCGUGGGUAGAACUGGGAGGGCGUGUCAACAUUUCUUCACCAGAAACUGGCUGUCAGGCUGUUAUUGUCUUCCAUACAAAGCCAUUCUAUGGCGGGAAGCUGCAUAGAGUAACAGCAGAAGUUAAAAAUGCUGCGGGGGCAACUUUAUCACGAGUACAAGGAGAGUGGGAUUCUGUUCUAGAGUUCACCUAUACUAAUGGAACACAGGAAAUCAUAGAUGUCAAUGACAUACCAAUGGUGUGCACCAAGCGUUUGCGACCAAUAACUCAACAAGCUCCGAAUGAGUCACGGCGUUUGUGGCUUGAUGUGAGUGUGGCACUUGCCCGUGGAGAUGUAGAGACAGCAACCAGCCACAAAAGAGCCUUGGAAGAGCAGCAGCGAAAAGAUGAACGUGAACGUGCAGCUCGAAAUGCAGCAUUUCCUACUCAACUGUUUAACUCUCCUUCACCAGACCAUUGGGUGUACAACCAUUUCCCAGCAUAUGUAUUUAUUUCUUGUCCUAGUGCUACUCAGAUUCAGUAGGGAAUAAUUCUGUAGUUAUGUUUGAUAUUCUAAUUGCAUAAAUAUACACAUGCCACACACAGCUAUAUAUAAAUUGUGAGAAGAUACUGAUAACAUCAAAAUGAGGGAUCUAGGAGUGAUCUUGAACACAUGAUUGGCACCAGAGGGUCAUAGAGAUAAUAGAGUGAGAAACUCCUUUGUUUCAUUAGCAAAUUUUACAAUAAUCUAGUAUGUAGAUGGGAAAAGGCUAAAGAAGGUGUUGAAAAUGUAUGUUAGGCCACAGCUGGAAUAAGCAGUUGUGGUUUUCUGUCCACACAUAAAUAAUAUGAUGGAGAAAGUGCAAGGAAGAAACUAUGAAAGGAAAAUAGAAGAAAUAUAGUUGACUUUAAAAUUAUAUAUAAGGUUAUAAAAGAAUGCUAAAAAUAAAGAUGAUUUCUGUAGCUCAAGUUUUGCCUUUCAUCUUAUGAGAGCAAUAUAAAGUGCAAGUUUUGUUAUAAAAAUUUUGAUAAAUUAAGCUGUGGCUGUGUUGUUGGGUUGAAGGGAUUCAUUGGCCCUAGGGUCAUGUAAACUCAACUAUUGUAGGUUUGAAACCACAUACCAGUAUUGUAUGCUAUUUCAUUAAAACUGUUAUGCUACU
This is a messenger RNA of Cherax quadricarinatus, 2835 nucleotides long. The record is from RefSeq and is a predicted model, not a curated record. NCBI's taxonomy places the organism in Eukaryota, Metazoa, Arthropoda, Malacostraca, Decapoda, Parastacidae.